This is a messenger RNA of Eleginops maclovinus (Patagonian blennie), 3845 nucleotides long. RefSeq names its product calcium-activated potassium channel subunit beta-4-like. Gene Ontology annotation, molecular function: calcium-activated potassium channel activity; potassium channel regulator activity. The transcript has 4 exons. The coding region runs from base 182 to 919 and encodes 245 amino acids. Gene Ontology annotation, biological process: detection of calcium ion; potassium ion transport. Lineage: Eukaryota; Metazoa; Chordata; Actinopteri; Perciformes; Eleginopidae. The record is from RefSeq and is a predicted model, not a curated record. Gene Ontology annotation, cellular component: voltage-gated potassium channel complex; membrane.
GUCGCUCAAAGACAGUUAAAGCUAUGCAAGCCAUCGAGGCUGCUCCCAAUUCUGUGAAGCUGAUGGGAUGACGAUGAAGAGACUUGGAGGAGCAGUGGCGGUGGAUUCGGGAGGGCUAUCAGAAGCGUCCAUGAGGGAGGAGGGGGCCCUGCGUGUCUGACAGUGUCAACUACCGCUCCGAAUGCUUCCACUGAAGUGGAGCUAUGCAGACCCAACGCACCACCAAUGCAGACCUUCCGACACCCUCCCAGCACAUCACACACACACUUGCAGAGAUGGCCUACAGGCCUGUGUGGUGUCGGUGCUGCGUCCGGAGGAGAUGUUCGAGUGUGUGUUCACGUGCGGGGCAGACUGUAAGGGGACCUCUCUGUACCCUUGCCUGCAGAUCUUCGUCAACAACUCCGAGUCAAACUCCGUGGCUCUGCUGCACUUUGACGAACAGCAGCUGGUCCUCAACCCAAAGUGCUCCUACGUGCCGCCCUGUGAGCGAGACAACCAGAAGAACCGAGACAGCGUCCUGUGGUGGGAGGACUACUUCAGCCGGGAGGUCAGCACCCAGGCCUUCACCUGCUUCUUCAACCAGCAGCGCAGACCGGACGACGUAUUGUGGCGGCGUUCCCACGACACCAGCGUGCUGCUGCACUGCGUCCUGUGGCCGAUGGUGUCUCUGCUGCUCGGCACGCUCAUCGUCCUCCUGACCGUCUGCGCCCGAUCUCUCGCCGUCCGGGCCGAGGCGCUCCAGAAGAGGAAGUUUUCCUACGAGGUUUGCCAGGAUCUUUCCGCCUCCGGGUCCUCGGAGCGCCGCGGCCACAAAGCCGAAGACCCGCUAACAAACUCCGAUCCCGAGACUUCUUCUUCGCCGACUCGGACCCUGCCUCUGUUCGCUGUCCCGGUGCGGCGUCGGGAUCGGGAACACUGAGACACAACAGGUGAAAUCAGGAUGCCAACUUUACAGCCGGUGGGCGAAGACGACUAACUGUCAUCGUUAUGGGUUAAAACCAGGAGUCUGAGAAGAGCAUGAUGGGGAAACCAGCAGAAAAUGUUCCUCUGGAUGCAACGCGUGCUUUGAUUUAAUCAGCAUUAGUAUUCUCUUCCUCAGAGUUACUGCAGGUGUUUCUGUCGGACCCUGAGGGUUUAGGACUCCUGCCUGCUCUGAUGGUACGAUGAGUUUAAAAGUGAGUCAGACUUAAAGACUAUUUAAUGUAGCGCUUCUAUAAAUGUAGUUUUCCCUUCGAGUCCCAGUAGCCAUAAUGUAAAUAAAUAGCGAGCCAAAGUCCUGACGUCCCGUAACUCUAGCACUUAAGUAGAGCUGCAACAACACACCACUAAUCCACAGCCGUAGUGCCGUCCUGAUGCAAAAAUGUCCUAAAAAAUGCUGUUUUCAGAAACUCAGAAAUGGAGACACUGUUUUAUGUCAUUACAUAAGAAGAUAUUUAACAAAACAAGACAUUAAUAAACCUAAUAUUGUUCUUUGAGAAACUAGGAUGGAACUUUUUUUACAAUUCCUCUCGUUUUCUGGAGAGAUAUUUGGCAGAAUAACCAGUAACUAAAUGACUGUAAGUUGCAGCUCUACUUUUAAGACUCAAUGCAAUCUUUCGUGAAGGGUUUCUUCCAUCAGUCUUUCUUGGAGAACGUCAUUUAUUAUGUGUUUUAUUUAUUUAUAAGGGGACCAUGCUUCAUUUUCAUCUCUAAAUCCAACAAAGAAAUGACCUUUGUUUUAUCAUUCACCGUUUCUUUGCUUAUAAUUUGCAGAUUUUUGAUCCCAUCUUUAUUUGUUUUGCAGAAUGAUUAACGCUAUCAUUUAUCAUUCUAAUUCAUGAACAAGUAGUGUAGUAAAACACUCAUGUUUCAAUUGAAAAUGUGGCACGAAAAAUAGUUCAAAAAGUACCAAAACAUCAAGGUUACUUAUUCUGUUAUUUUCCAUUUCUGCAUUUAGAUAAAAGCUGAAAAGCGUUGAGGUGAAAAGUGCUAAACGAGCCAGGAAACAGAAAAUGUGAAUUUAAAAUGAACUGACUGAAGGUGAAUUAAAUGAGUUGAACUUUAUAAUUUAUUGAUGAAAGCCGUGGAGACUCCUGCUGCUCUUUAUUAACGACCAGAGAAACCACAGGACCUUCAACCUGCAGCCCAGCGGACACAGAGCAAAUGUUACAGAUGAAAAUGUCCCUUAAAACUAAAAUAAAACUAUCCAGGUUUAUAUCAGGUUUAGAUGCAGUAUUUAUAACUUAAAGUUGUGCAAAAGAUUUUACUUUGUGUGCAAAAAUAUAACAAACACACACAGUAUAGCAUCUCCAGAUGUGCAAAUGGAUCCAUAAUCAGUAGAUAUCAGAACAUACAUUGGUAGUGUUGUGCAGAAAUGGCCAGAGGAAGGUGCAAAACUUCACAGUAAAUCGGUAUAUUUUUCUGUCUUGCACCUCGUUUGAUCCUCAAAGGGAAUCAGGCUUUCCUUAAACCCUCGUAAGCAUCUCCCCAAUCUGCAGAUAGAUCCACAACUAGUAGAUUAUAGAAGCUGGAGAGGUAGAAAUGUGCAACAGGCCACAGUUUGAGGGUUAAUCUUUGAUAAAUAAUAUUAUUUCUUGUUGUAACUUUUCAAAGGCUGACAGUAAAUUACCUCUCUGCCACGCAGCGGUGUUAACAAUAGAUGUGAUAUGGUGAUUCAUCCUCUAUCAGAGGGAGUUUUUCAUCCUCACGUCUCAAAAUCUUCUCACCACCACCGCCGUCCUGCAGGCUAAAAAUUACCCACACGUCGCCUAGCAACAGACACAAGGCCGAGUGUUGUCGCUGCCAAAAAAAUAAGAAAUAAAUAAACAAAAAACAUAUUUUUCCUCCUCAGGAUCCGAUGAGUUAUCUCCAUGACUCCUGCUGAACGUGUCGUCCUGCUGCAGCGCACUUUUUAGUGUCUGUCAUUGGUUGUGUUAUUAUUUUAUGCCUGUUCUUUUCAAAUCUCAGUUAGAAGUUCCGUCUUCUUUGAUUUUUGUUCAUGAAAAGCCAUAAUAUCUAGGAAAAGGGUUGAUGAAGCGGAAUUAUUCUGAGUAUUGUUUAUAAUUAUUCUAUUGGAUUUGUAAACCCCUUAAAUAAAAGUCAGACUAAGAAUUAAAAAUAUUGAUUUACAAAAUAAAUGAUCUGAAGAAAAACAUCCAUCAAAAACAAGUUUUUCUCCUGAGGCAGAAAACAGACUUUAUUCUGAGUGAUUUUACACAUUUUUCUCAUUGUUUUCCAGAAGUUCGCCCACUCUUAUAAAGACAAACACUUAAAUCAACUCAAAAUGUAAGGUAUUAAUUCAAUAUAGUGAGACUGCUAAGGGAAGCAAAACAAAAUACUUUUUAGGGAAUUAAUGAAUAUUUUCCUGCUUUUUUUUUGGUGUCUCAUCAUAUUAUUUUAGUGCAUUAACAUGAGUUAAAGACCAUCGCUUCAUGUCCUCUUUUCCCCUGAAUUGUUCCGUAUUUAUUCUCCAAAGAAGCGUAGCUCCUCCUGUAGCAUCUCUGUGUUUCUACGAGCUGUUGUCUCUCUGUCUGUUUUAUAUCUGAAGCCAUACGCUGAACUGUGAACGCUGUACGUCGCUUCUUUACCACGAAAUUAUAUUCUUACAGAUGUUUGUAUUUAAUGAGAUUUUCUCCUGAUUUAUUUGAGUUAAAUUGUAAACUGAUUUAUGAAAUGUAUGUACUUUAAAUAUUUAAUUUCCUGUAUUAAUAUCAUGACUCCUCUUUUCUUCUGUGUUGUCUGCGGGUGUUCAGUCGUCCGUCCUCCAUGUGACCCAGGUAGCCGCUCUGUGCGUGUUUUAAUAUACAGAUGAUAACUAUAGUGCCUGAUAUAUUUAGAGAUAUUUAAAUAAACAUUUUAUCUUCAAA